GGAGCAAAGAAACAGUCAAAGGUAAAAUCAACAGAAGGACUUGAUGACCUACUUGGAGAUUUGCUUGUAGAUGAUGCUCCUGCUAAGAAGAAGACCCCCUCUCAACCUAUUGGUACUGUGAAAACAGGAAUGAAAAAACAAGGGUCCAGAGAUGAGGAUUUUUACAGCAACCUGGCUGCCACAGCAGAAGAUGAUUUGUCUGACAUAUCAGAUGCUGAUGUCAAUCAAAUGGCCAAGAGUUUGGCAGAUUUGGAGGACAUGGAUGCCGACUUGUUUGGAGGGAAAUUUAAAAAGAAAGGGAGUGUCAAGGGUGAGAGAUCUAGUAAGCCUAACACUCCAAGAAGAACUGGUACACCCCGCUCCAGAAGUACCACCCCCAGGGCUUCGUCCCCACAGACUCGAGUCACUUCACCUACAGCCAGGGUCACCUCCCCUAUUGCUAGAGUUACGUCCCCUGCUGGGAGAGGUACAGGGUCACCAACACCAGAAGCCUCCCUCACACCCAGGGGAGGAAGCUUGAAAAAGUCUGGAAUGGGGACAACAUCAAUCCCAGAACAUAAACCUGGUACUGCCCCAGGGAAGAUGACAGGUAGGAAUAUUGGCAGUGCCUCCUCUGCUUUAAAGCCAGGGGGUGCCCCUCCCCAGGAGAGACCAGGAACUGUCCCCAAAGCCAAGCAGAAGUAUGAUUAUGCAGAUAUGGACAUGGAUGACUUACUGGCUGGGUUUAGUGAUGAAGACGAUGAUUCUACAGCAGGCAAAGCUAAAGCCAGCUCCAAAGCACAGAAGGGAGAUACUACAGUCAAAAAUCAACGAUCCCUAGAGGAAACGCCACAACAACCAGCCGAAUUGGAAGAGUCCAAAAGACGUAAUUUGUUUGACAGGCCACCAACUCGCAGUGGUGGAAAUACAGAAGUGGAGGAACCACCAAGAGCUGCUUCUGCAGUGCAACCCAAAAAGAAGGAAGAACCAGGUAUCUUCAGUGAUGAUGAUGAUUUUCUGGGAGGGCUUGGGAUUGAGGAGACAGGGCCAUCUGCUCCAAAGGCAAAGUCCACAGAAGAGGAGGACAAGCCUGCCCGGUCAGUGAUGGACAAGUUACUGGCCAAGGACUCAGCAGUCAGCAAACAUCUGGAGACGAAGAAGGAGAGAAGAGAGUUUGUCCUGGAUAAAAAAUACACACAACCCAAUAAUGAAGAGGAGGAGGAGGAUUUCCAGUUUGGAGGGUACCAGCCAUCUGUGGUGUCAACUAGUUCCCGUCCCACAUCGCGUAGAUCUGUCAGAUUUCAAGAUGAAGAUGACAUUUUCGGAUUUGACCGUCCCCCAUCUCGUGGAAGAUCACCAGCCUCAUCCCUCAGUAAAAAACCAGAUGACAUGGACUGGUUAAAUGACAUUGCCACAGCAGUCAAGUCUGCACCAUCGGUCUCCUCUACUCCACCUAAACAAGAGACUAAACCUGCCACACAGACAGACACCAAACCAACCAGUGUAAAAACCGACAGUAAACCUCAGGCUGACAGCAAACCACUGGAAUCCAAAGCCCAGGACAAGGAACCAGAAAUCAAACCAGCCAAAUCGACUCCCAAACCAAAGAGUGCAGCAGAUUGGCUUGGACUAAACGACGCUGAUGAUGAGGAUGAUGAACCAGCAUCUUGGAUGAGAACCAAAUCACAGCAGAAAACUACCCCUCCAAGUAGUGCAGGAGACAAGAGAAAAGAAUGGUUGUCUAGCUACAAAUCUGAAGAACCAACAGAACCAAAAACGGACCAGAAAACAACCCCAAAGACCGAGCCCAGGGGAAGCCCUGCAGACUGGCUGGGGUUGAGCAGCAGUAAAGAGGAGGAUGACUACCUGGGAGCAGGACUUGACCCCAACAGCCUGCUCAAGUCAAGAUUGGAAUCCCCAGCAUUUGGUGGGAAUACUCUAAGAACUGAUGACAGAGACUUGUUUAAACCACCCCCAAAAGACACUGGACCAAUGUCUAUGCCCCAGCAGUCCUUAAACAGGAAGCCACAGAUAUCUGACAGCUCCGAGAAACACCUGACUCAGCAGAGGCCCCAUUACGGGGGAGAGACAGAGGAGUUAAUGGGCCUCCCCCUUACUGGAAAUCAGACAGAAAGGUUUGAUCCCCCCAGGGAGGAAAAGAAGACAGCUCUUGUAACUGACCUGUUUAAUGCUAACAGAGCUGAUGACCAGAGACAAGACAUGCUGUCUACACAGGCAGACAUACUCAGACAGCAACAACAGCAGCAGGAGAGUCUUCUAGCACAGCAAGCUCAGGUAGAGGAGAUGAUAAGGAAGCAGUAUCAACAGGCCGCAAAGUUUCAGAUUCCACCACCCCCAGUUUUCUCCCCAGAGGCACGGACCUCUGUAAUGGCCAACCCUCCCCGAUCCCUGAUUGAUGCUCAGACAAGACUAUACAAGAUGGAAAUAGAGAGGGAUUACGCAUACUCACUUUUAGAGAUGAACAAGCGAAGAUUUGAAGAAGAAAGACAGACUAUCGAGAAUUCAUACAAGAGCAGAUUAGAACUAAUUGAGGAUACGCAUAAAAACAAAGAAACCAGGUUGCGGGAGGAAAAUGAGAUGUUGAUGAAUCAAUAUUUGUCAAAGGUUCGACAGCUAGAGAGCGACAAAUCGGAGCAAUCCUCCCAAUUUCAGCGUCAUGUAGAAGAGUUCCAGCGAGAUAAAGACCAGGAAAUAGAUAGACUCAAGUCCAUUCACAAGCGGACAAUGGAAGAUCUAAAGAGAGAACAUGAGGAGGAUCUAGAGAGGUUGAAGAAGGCCAAAGAUCAGCAGAUAGAGGCUGCUAUCACAUCUCACGAAACUACAAAGUCCUUAGUCCAGGCAGUGUCUAUGAUACAAAAUAAUGCCAGAGACUUGGGGGAGCUACAAAAGAAGGUGGAUAGCUGGCACAACAUGGGGCUGGAUGAACGGGAGAUAGCUAUCUGCUCAAAGGAUGAACAGCUCAGAAUACUGCAGGAGCGUCUGAAUAGACAACAGGAGGAGAAUGAUCUAGAACGGAAAAGGUUGGAGGAUCUGAUUGGUCGACUGGAAACUCAACUCCGUGAACAAACAAGGAUACUGGAUGAGGAAAGAUGGAAGGUCAAGCAAGAACAAACAAGGUUACAAAGUUUACAGACCUCAUUAGAGGAAGAAAGAAGACUGUGGACUGAACAGCAGGCCAGAGAGAGGUCCAAUAUAGAGAAAACCAGGGAGACCUUGCUGGAGGAGCAGAAAUCUGUCCUGUCACAACUACACAAAGAGAGACAGUCUGUAGCCGAGGAGAGAACCAAACUCAAUGUGGCUCUCACUGUCCAGAGGGAAGAUGCAGAAGACGCAGCUGUUAAACUGGCCCAGGCUAAGGCAGAAUUUGAAGCUCUGAUGAAGGCAAUAUCUGAGGAGAAGAACAAACAGAAUAUUCGUCGUCAGGAACUUCAGCGUGAGGAGGAUCGUCUUGACAACGAAAGGAGGAAGCUGGAGAUGGAACAAGCCAAGAUGUCAGAGAAAGAAGAGGAUCUAAUCCGAGCAGCUCAGACCCUGAAGGAGAGGUCGGAGGAGGUCGACCAGAUGUAUAUGGAAUCUCAGUCUAAGCAAGAGGAAGGAAGAAGUGCUCUGAUUGAGGCUAAGAAGAUUGAGAGUGAAGAAUCAGAGAGGGCAGCCAGCAUACAACAUCAAGUUCAGCUACUCAGGCUAAAAGAAAGGGAGAUUGCUGAUGACCGUCUUCGUCUUUCUAAAGAGAAGAAGGAAGUAGAAAACUUAAAAAGUGCCAUGCUCUGUCCUAAUUGUCGAACACCUGGUGGAGCAGGAAUUAAGCCUCAGGGUGGAGAACAAAUGAUGAUACCUCAGAACAGCAAUGCACCAACUUACCAAGUCUACAGAAGCCCUGCCAUGCAACAGAGCAACCAGGCUAUGCAACAGAGCAACCCAGCUAUGCAGCAAUCUUUGAACUCUGUAGGUUCCAUUACUGAGUCCAUUAAGGCAGAUCGCUCAAUACGCAUGUGGAAAAUGGAGGCAUUAAAGGAUCAGAAAUACCUUGAGGAACAAAGCAUGUUUUUGUAUACACUGAAGCACAUGCCCUACAGUGGCUCCAACUCCAAGUCAUGACAUAUAGCACCACCCACCAACUCUGAUCAACCAAUCAGAUACUACUGUGCUGCGUAAAUCAGAUGUCUUUUUGAGAUCAUACCGGCCCGGGAUCAUCUUAAAUGAAUCAUGAUGACAAUUUUGGGGAGGAGUUUUUUGUCAUUAAGGCUGUGGAUUUCAAUUACUUCUUCAUAGUUAUAUGAUAGCUAGUCUGUGAUAAACCUUUGUCAAUUUUUACAUUAUGUUCUUUAUUUUACUUUUAUACAUUUGUAUUUAAUCUAACUGCGAUGCAUUGUAUUUUGUAUUUGAAUGUGUACACAUAAAUACUAUCUGAAUAGAUUCCACAUAU
Molecule: messenger RNA, 4426 nt
Organism: Saccostrea echinata
Lineage: Eukaryota; Metazoa; Mollusca; Bivalvia; Ostreida; Ostreidae
Product: fas-binding factor 1 homolog
Exons: 30
Coding region: 130-4098 (1322 amino acids)
Biological process (GO): establishment of epithelial cell polarity; cilium assembly
Cellular component (GO): centriole; ciliary transition fiber; ciliary basal body
Source: RefSeq, a predicted model, not a curated record